AUGGAAGGAUGUCCAGUGUCGAGUAUUUCAUGGAUAUCAGGACAAAAACAUGAGCUUGAGGAAGAUAAUGCUUCUAAUGCAAGCUCAGCCUCUCAGUCAUUGCUUACAACAAACAACAGAAGCAACACAUUAAAUUUUUCUGUAAUACCAUUUAAUGAAAAGGUAGAUGAAUGGACAGAUAUUCUAGUUGAUAGAAGAAAAAACUUAAAUGGAAACAAAGAUAUGGAAUCUAACUCGUCAGACGAUGGCUGUUCAAAGGAAAUUAAUGAUAGGAAUGAUCCCGUAGAUGAUAAUAUCCAACAGUCUGAUGGAAAGAAAACAAAACUUAUUUCACAGGAGUCCUUUGAUGGGAGGAGUGUCAGCCUUAUACCAAACAGUCCAGUUGGAGCUCAUAGUCCAGAUAGAGUGAGGGAAAGUCCUGGGAUCAUUACUGAGUCACAGGAAACAUGUAUGCCGGGUUUAGAAACACAGAUGAACCAGUGUGAAGUUAACCUGCAUCAAGGAAAUCUAGUUGCCUCUCAGUCAACAUCAAGUAUAUCAUCUCUAGGAGACAUCAAUGACAGUAAUGAUAACAAUUACAAGAAAAAAGAAGAAGACAUUUUGUGUAAAAUUGAAAAAAUGCAGAAUAAAAUUCAAAACAAAUUAUCCUGUGUUUCAAGAACAUCUGCACAAGAUACUGAUAUAAUACAGCAAAAACUCCAUGCUAUCAAAAGUAUGCUAAUCAGGAUAGCAGAAAGACAUAAAGUGGAAAGAAACAAAAUAACAAUUGACAUUAAAAGAAGUGGAAAAUUAAAAAGUGAAAAAAUUGCAUUAAAACAUAGCUUACAAGAACUGAGUGUUAGACAAGAAUCACUAUUCAAACUUUUUCAGAAGCAUAAAGAAAUAACUAGAUUGAUAAAAAAGGAUCCAAAUUUUAAGGAGAGCUUUGGUGUUGUGCAAAAAACUGCAGAUAAAAGCUGCAGGGAAAAGGUAAAAAAGAUGGUUGGUGGUUUGAACAAAAAUAUUGCAAAAUCAGUAGGAAAUGGAAACAAGAAAUUUGUAGAGGAGAAGAAUGUCAACAACCCAGCUCAGAAAUCACAGAAUGACCAAGGUGCUGUAAAUAUUGGACCUUUAACAGAGGAUCCUUACUAUACCAUAAGCUUUAAUGGGACAAGAGAACUAUAUUGUGAGAUUGAAGAUAAUAGGACUAAUGGAAAUGUGACGCAGUCAAGACAUAAUGAAGAUUUGGAUAUGGAUGUAAGAGACGAAGAGAGAGAUGGAAUAGAAAGUAGUUUGAAGAGAACAGGACUUAAUGUAACAAGCAUACCCAUGCUUAAGAGUUCUAUGUACAAUAUGAAGCAAGCUAUGCCCGAACAAAUUAAGAUUGGGAGAGAAGCUCAGCAGGUAGAAAUACAGGAUCAGCCCUGCAUUGAAUCUGAUUUACAAAUAAGCCAGCAGAAGUUUUUAUAUGAUGGGAACUUUAAUCAAUGCUGUCCAGUCAAGCAAUAUUUAUUAAAACAACCAGUCCAGCAUUUGUCAGUCUUGCAGAAUGAGAAUGCUGAAAAACCAAGUUUUGGUGGUGAUAAUUUCAAAAGUAAACAAGUACAAAAAGUUACUGUAGCACCACCAGCCUCACCUAUUGAUUUAUCACAAAACACAGAUUCAAAUGAAAGCUUGUCAUUAUUGGUGAGACCAGAUGUUACACAGAAAAAUACCUUAUCUUUUCUAUCCGUGCCAUUCAGCUCAGUUUCAUUUAAAGGGCCAGAAGUCAUAGAAAUAGAAAAUGAUAUUGACAUGGGUGUAGAAGUAAACAAUACCAAAGGGGAUGCUACAGAGGACAUGGGAAGAUUUCAAGGUCAAGGUGUCAGAAAUAAAGAAAAGAAUAAUCGGGUAAAUACAGUAGGCAAACAAACAAAUACAGAGAUGGAAGAUGUUGGAGCUCCUAAUAUCAGAAACUCAUACUCUGAUAGUAGGAUAAACCCUGGAAGGAUCAUAACCAACAAUGUGAUUGAUAAAGAAAGAGAUCACCCAAUGACAUCUGGAGGAGUUAGAGAUGCAGAGGUGGGAAGAAAGAUGAACACAGGAAGGGUUAUAAUACCAAAACUCACAUACAGUCAAGGAAAUGAAAUAUUCAAUAAAAUUAAAAGGAAACGUGAAAUGGCUUUUGUGGGAAAGAAAAUUACAACUGCUGGAGGAAAAAAAAUAAGACCAACUACACCCAAUGGAAAUCACAGAAGUACAGACAACCAAAACUUCCAUGGAGGUCUUACUUACAGUUGCAACAGAAUGAGAGACGGUGGGAAGACACACAACGAAAUGAUGAGAAAAGUAAUUGACAAGGCUAUGAAGACCAUCAGUGAGAAGCCAUCAGGGGCCAAACCUGCAUUUGUUGAUGUAAAUAGCACACAGUUAGAACAGGCAAGACUUCACAGGGCAGAACAGAACACGGUAACUAAUAAUUAAACAAAUACAAUUAAGAUUAAAAAUGAAUAGGAAU
Messenger RNA from Mytilus trossulus (common blue mussel), 2476 nucleotides. RefSeq lists its product as uncharacterized. The transcript is spliced from 5 exons. Bases 1 to 2442 code for a protein of 813 amino acids. The record is from RefSeq and is a predicted model, not a curated record. Lineage: Eukaryota; Metazoa; Mollusca; Bivalvia; Mytilida; Mytilidae.